GGCUUCAGAUAAUUUAGGCUUCUGUGUCCCCAAGAUGUGAUUUGUCAAACUAGGAAUAUUACUUUAGCUUUAGAAUGUUUACUUUCCUUCUAUUUGGUAUGAGUGAGGGAAAAUAAUCCAAACAUUUGAAUUCCUUGUCUUUAUUUUUCAGUAGAAAAAAUAAUGGAGAUAACUUUACUUGAAAUGCAUAUAUUUAAUAAAAAUAUUAGAUUGAUAAUUUAAAGGAACUCAGUCCUAAAAUGAUAACUAUCAUUAACUGUCCCCCACUCCAUAUCAAGGUUGACUGGUAAAGCAAAUCACUGAGUAAGCAGUUCCCAUGCUCUUUCUGUAAGUCAGCUAGGUGCUGGGCAUAUAUAUAUAUGGCUGUUAACAUCACUGAUAAGGUCCCUGCCCUAUGGUUCUUGUCUAGCUUUAAAUAAAAACAGGACAAUUGAAUUAAUUAAUACUUUGCUUGGUACUGUUUUGGGACUGAAUCAACUUAUUUUUUGAAGUAGAAUCAGUUUUACUUAGACAGCUGUACAAACAUAACUUCAGUAUUUAGUCUUGGAAGACACGCUAAAUACAUUUCAAGUCUGUGCUUCCUAAACAUGAAAACUAGAGAAAAGAAACUGAGUUGGAACCCCCAUGGCCUUCACAUUUCUCAUGUAUGGAAACUGAAAACAAAACUAGGUCUAACCUACUAUUAUUUAAUACAUUGUUGAGAGGGAAAAAAGGAAACUCUGUUUAGCAUAUUAUCUUCAGACUUCCUGUAAAGUGAAAUUAACCUAAUCAGUACUGGUGUUUCUAAAAACAUAUCAAGUGUUUACAUUUUAAACGUAAUUGUUAAUGAGCUGUUAUUAUGAAAGUUCACCACGCCACUUUAAAUCACUUGCUGAGCCAGCCAUCAGAGGCUUACAUCCCAGCAAACAUUUUCUGGUAUUUGCAGGGCACAAUUAUGAUUGACUACAAAUUUCCCCACACUUUCAUUACAGGAAUUAAUGUAGUGAAUUGCUAUAUAAAUUGAUGCUGUGAGGGAAAGGCAUGCUAAGAGGUUCUAACAAGACUGUCGGUGGCUCAGUAGUUUGUAAAGUCAAACUUCUCAGGGUUUUUAGACUGCCCAACCCUCUUUCUCAAUGUAUCUUUUCUCCUUUGUCUAGGUAGCAAACUAGGAAAGGGAGAGAAUGGUUGUUUUAUGUCAAUCUUUUGUAGAAGCAUGGCAUGCUAUAGGAUUUGUAUACUUGUAAAUCCAAGUUGUACAUCUUAAUGAAUUUUCCCAAAGUCACCAUGUUCAAGAAACCAGCAUCUUGAAGAAGAGGUAGAAAGAACAUGAGCCUCUCAUGCCAUUUUCCACUCACUACCAUGCUUCCACUGAGGUUGUCAUUAUCUUGACUCACCUGAGAUUGGAUUUAUCAUGUUUUCGAAUUUGUGUGUGUGUGUGUGGUUUUUUUGUUUUAUUUUGUGUGUGUGUGUUUUUUUUUGAGAUAGGGUCUUACUCUGUCACCCAGACUGGAGUGCAGUGGCACAAUUAUAGCUCACAGCAGCCUUGACUUUUUGGGCUCAGGAGAUCCUCCCAUCUUAGCCUCCCAAGUAGCUAGGGCUACAGGUAUGUACAAUCACACCUGGCUAAUUUUUUUUAUUUAAAAGACAGAGUCUCAUUAUGUUGCCCAGGCUGUUCUUGAACCCCUGCCCUCAAGCAAUCCUCUCACCCCCCACCUCCACCACCAAAGUGUUGGGAUUACAGAUGUGAGCCACUGUGCCUGAACUAAUUUUAAAUAAUAAAUAGAAUCAUACAGUAUGGGCUCCUUUGUGUGUGGUAUAUUUUUCUAAACAUUGUUUGUGAAAUUCGGAAUGAUCUUUUUGUGUUUAAUUUUAAGAAAUAAUGUAGGCUUGAUCAGAUGCAGUGGUUCAUGCCUAUAAUCCCAGCACUUUGGGAGGCUGAGGCCAGUGGAUCCCAAGUUCAGGAGAUCAAGACAAUACUGGCCAACAUGGUGAAACCCAGUCUCUACUCAAAAUACAAAAAUUAGCUAGGUGUGGUGGUGCAUGCCUGUGGUCCUAGCUACUUGAGAGGCUGAGGCAGGAGAAUUGCUUGAAUUGGGAGGCGGAGGCUGCAGUGAGCCAAGACUGCACCACUGCACUCCAGCCUGGGUGAGAGAGUGAGACUCCAUCUCAAAAAAACAAAAACAAAAGAUGAUAUAGGCUCAUGGACAUCAAAUGAAAUCACAGGUUGGAAAAAUACUACUUUGGAUACUUUGUAGUGCCUUGCAAAUAUAGCCAUGCAUGGCUGACUGAGAAUCUCAGUAGUCUGGGGUGUUUUCAUGUGUUUGGGGAAAAAAUUGGUUUCAUUUAGUUAUUACUGACUCGUUCAGCCACACCAUUUGUAUGUGCAAAUUUGACAGUGAUUUAUUCCAGGUAACUCAUUUAUAUCCUAAUAGAUAAAAUGGUAAGAUUUUCAGAUAUCAGGGUUCCAAAGGUCAUCUUAGAAAUGUACUCCCUGAGGUUUAUUCUUGUACAGGUUAGUGGAUAAUUUUUUAUAAUUGACUAAUUAAAUGGAGGCUAGAGUAUUUUUGAACCUAAGGCUAUAUCUUAAUGUUUCUACCUUUUUCUAUUUAAUUGCAUUAACUAUGUGAAUAAUCUAUAAUUACAAUAUUUUUUUUUCUUUCAGUGUCACAAUAUACAUAAAAUUUGGCUUACCGGCCAGACUAUAUACUAGAUUACCAUCUUCUGGGAGGCCACAUAUGUAAUGGUUUUUAAUGGUUUCCUCGAAAAGAACACCUCUUAACCCCCAAUGCCCACCAUCCCAUCCCAUCAAAACCAAAUUGAUCAUCUUCCCAGCAACACGUUGCAGAGGUUAAGAACAUGAGGUGGGAUCUGUUGGGUGUGUAGGUGGAUUCGUUAGCCUUGAAAAGCUUCCUUUCCACCUCUGAAAAUGAGGUUAACAGUAGCACCUCUCACCAAAGGUUAUUGGGAGUCCAAUAACACAGAGAAUGGAACCCAGUUUCUGAUACAAUCUGAACACUCAAUAAAUGCCAGUUAGUGUUGUUAUUAGCAUUCUCUUUUAUAAUUACCCCUCUUAAUCCAUAGGGAUUUCAUGAUUACAUCAAGCAGGUGAUCCUAAGAAGAAUUCUUUCUUAAACUUUAAGUCAAAACCAAACUUCCUCUGCCAUCCUUCAAGUGGCGCAGACUCACGGAAACGCUAUCCAGAGCAAUGGGAUGCAUCACUGAUAGAUUUUUUAUUUUUAUUUUUACAGCACAACAACAACAAAAACCCCCGCAAAGUGGUGGUAUUUUAAUGCUGGAGCAAACCCAGUAUCAUUUUUCAAUAUCUAUCUGAUGACAAUCGGGUUAUUAGGCUGUCAGAAUUUUUUGAUAAAAUGUAGUGUUGGACUACCUAAUUACAUUGCUUCAGAGUCCAGUGGGGCUGCUGAUCUGUUUUCUAAUAAUUUUUGACCAGGGUUGUUUUGUUAAAGGCAAACGUAUCAGUCAUGUGAGAUAGGUUUGCUUUUUAUGUUUACUAGUCUUAACAUGAAAAAUCCACGUAGGCCUGCUAUUGUGGAGAGCAGUAAUAAUACACAGUUCUCAGACCCAGAUGUCCCAUUCAUCUGAAAGUUUUAAGUCACUGGGGAGAAAUGUCAAAGAGCCAGAAGUUCUGCAGAUUUUAUUUUAGUUUAUAUUUUGGUAUUGGAAAAUACAUCAUGAAAUCAGCAUUCUUAAAUAUGUACAUUUAAAGUAACUUUUUAUUAUCCCAUCCCCAACCUUUAUUUUUUAUUUUUAAAGAUGAGGUUUGUUUUUUUUUAAUAGAUUGAAAACUUGCAUGGUGGAGAGUACACACUAAGAAACACUUUUACAUGCCUUCACUUGUAUCACGCAGACUCAGGUUUAGUGGAGUUGGAAGCUCAUUCAAUUUGGGAGGUCCUCUUUAAGAAAAAAGAGCAAAAGAUUAUGAAUAAAAAUUGAUGCAAAGAUGAGUAUUUAUUUCAAAAUGAUUCAGUUAAAUGAUUUGGUGCCCUUUCUUUUGAGAUUUCUUUGCCACAGAUGCUUACAGAGAGAUGUCUCUUCAUGUCGCUUCCCAGCUAUAACAUGGAUUCCCAAGGACUCUUGGCACUCUGAGGGGACAUGCAACAGGGACCCUGAAUUUUAAACUUCAUCAGCAUCAUGUCAAUUAUUCUCUGUCUCUUUGAAUAUGCUGCUGAAUCAGUGACAAUAUAACCGGUUAGAUGACAUCUAGGAAGCUGGAGAAGACAUUUAGUUGGAAUUAGCUGUGAAAUGGAGUUUCAAGUUAACCUCAAGGUGGAUAUUGCAGAUUUUAAAGCAAAUCGGGAAAAUAGAAAAGCUUUAUAAAGCAUAAAGCUUUAAAAAUAGUUACCAAAAAGUAGAAUAAUUCCAGGAUACAUAACUUCUCUGCAUAAGUUAUUGCAGUGAAAGAUUCAUUAGAAAAAUGUAACGAUAAAAAGAAGAGGUAUCUAUGUUUUCCAGAAAGCUGUAUUUCCUGAGGUGUUUAAUUUUUUGUAUGUCUCACACAGCAAGCUUUCUGGUGGCAGAGCAACAUCUAGCCUUGACAUCUGAUGUAAAUCUUUAUGCUCUCUUUGGAAUAAAACGAUUGCAGCACUUUCUUACCAUCAGUGGGGCAUGAAUUGCUGAUAUGUUAUUUGAUGGAUCCAAGUAUAUCAAUUGUCUUUGACACCAAGAGCCUCGAUGGCUCAAACUCUAGAGAUAGUUAUUCAAAGAAGAGUUUUAGUCCUUGGCCAUGGAAUGCCCCAUAACCCAGAGAAACCCGAAACCCAGGUUAGCCUUUCGAUUCUGUGUGUUCAUCACUUAUGUAUUUACUUACUGCCAGUCACUUUGUUGAAUGCUCUGAGAUACUAAUGUUUGUCAACUAUGAUUUGCUUAUGCGAAGAUGAGAAAGGAUCUUGGCUACUGCUUUAUCUGUCUACUUCCAGUACAUGUCAAAAGUCCACUAGUUUGGGAACUUAGAUUAGUUACCUGUUGUCUUAGUCCAUUUGGGCUGUUAUAGCAAAAUACCACAGACUUGGUAAUUUGUAAACUGUAGACAUCUGUCACUGUUCCGGAGGCUGAGAAGUCCAAGAUCAAGGCACCAGUAGGAUUGGUGUCUGUUGAGGGCUGCUCUCUGAUUCCAAGAUGGUGCUUUGUUGCUGCACCCUCUAGAGGGAAGUACACCAUAUCCUUACAUGGCAGAAGGGACAGAUGUGCUCCUUUGACCUCAGCCCUUUUAUAAGGGUGCUAAUCUUAGUCAUGAGAGCCUUGCCCUCUUGACUUAAUCACUUCCCAAGGGCCACACCUCCCAAUACUGUUGCAUUGGGGUUUAAGUUUCAACAAUUUAAUAAAUUACUAAUUAAUUAAUUAAAUUUAAUUUUGGAAGGGACACCAUCAUUCAAACCAUAGCACCUAUGUUGUAAAGUCAAGCUGAGUUGAUAGCAUAUGUCAUGUGUUCACUCUUUAAUGAAGAUUUUCCUUGAGCUCAGUUUGGUGACUUUGAUGGCAGAGGCAGUCAAGCUGGCAUCUGGGUGGAAGAUGCAUGUUGAAAGUGGCAGAGAUGGACAAAGGGAUUUUAGGAGAGUUUCUGGUGGCUUGGGAGUAUAUUUUACCCAUCUGGUAUUUCUUCAAGAGAGAAUCCAGGUUUAAAUUACUUGAACUGUUGUUAAUUAUUUUUGGUUUCUUAAUUUUGUUGGUUUUUUUUUGUUCUUGUUUUUUAAAUGUGUGUUUAGUUUGACAGACUCUGAGGUAUUUAUAUGCAGUACUGCUUUUCUUCCCCUCCUGCCACAAUAACAUACACAAAAGCAUGUAAACUUACCUUUUGUCAUGUUCUCUAUCCUUUUCUGAACCUUUUGUGAGGGUUUCACAGAAGUCCUGCUGGGAUCCAGGUCUUCUUUUCAUUUAACGGAUGAGGAAUUGUAAAUCUAGGAAGAUGUGCUUUUGUGGUUUCCUCGAGAUCAUUCCAUGCCCUUCACCAUGACUGGAACCCAGCUGACUGACUCCCAUCUCUAAAGUUCUAGAAGGGGUGAUCUGUAUAUAGGCCAGUUUGGCUAAUGGUACCAUCACAAGCAUCCCAUUGCAAGUAUGUAUUGCACAGAAUUGCAUGGUGACAUCUUAAUUGGCCAUUUAAUUUACAUAGAUACAACAUUUUCAAGGCAUUUGAAAUAUCGGAAUAGCCUGAGAAAUGUGCACAUAUUAUCUGCUGAAAUUAAUAUGUGGAAAAGAUUUAAAGAUAUACCAGUGUCUUAACAACAACUGAAGACACAGUUUGGCAUGGCUAUAGCAUGUGAAAAAUACCUUUCUUACAGAAAACAUAUGCUGAAUCAGGCAUUUUCAUUUGGAAGUUAACCAACAGUUGGAGUAUAAAAAUGGAAUCAUUAGCUCCCCCACGCCCAGAGUAAAUUCUGAAUAGAUCAAAUUUGCCAAUGCAGAUGGACCAUACAGAUUCUGAAAUCCCUUUCUGAUGUUUCAUAUUUAAUGAUAUGCCUAUUUAUUUAGAAAUUUAAAAUGAUUAUACUUAUUCACAUAAAUUAUAUCUGUAAUUAAAUGUCUCUUCCCUCAGCAUUGCAGUAUAAUUGUUUUAUCAUGGUGGUUCUUGGUUUUGAGAUUCCAUAAGAAUUGUCUGUUGUUGUGUUUACUUUAGAGUUAGACCGUAAGCAGUGGAUGGAGAUUUUAUAUGUAGCACAAGAUCUUGAGUUUCCUAAUUUGUUUUUAUGUUACUUAAGCAGAAUUGAAAGCAUAGCCUUAUGUAAAACUAAGUCCAUGUACUGUAGGGGGAGGAUGCAUGUUGGUACCUUUCUAGCACCUGCAGUUUCCAUUAUCCCUCUUCUGCACCCAGCCUUUAGUAGUGGGAUCCUCCCACACUCCCACCAACCUUAAUGUGAGUAUCAUGGGGUUUUUACAUAAGUUCCCAAUUACUGCAGGUCAAGAUUCAAUCAAAAGAGUUCUUUUCUCCAUUGCAGUUCACUUAAGUAAAGCAAUCUCACAUUAAAAGUCCAGAGCACUGCAGAAGGCACAGAGUGAUAACAAAUAGGAGGACGAGUUAGAAGAGACGUGCUGGCUGGGAGGACUCAGUAGGUCCUGGGCUUUAAGCAAAGUGUAGUGAAGAUUGGAUAAACUGCUGUUAAGAUAUGUGUAUAGAGCUACUUCUCCUUAACCUGGCUUGGUGCCCAAACCUCCUGCUAAAAGAGUCACUUUUAAGUGUUAAAUUUAUCCUUCAAUUUUCUUUUUUAUAGCUUAACAGUCUCUUUAGGUUCUCACAAAGUAGAGUGGUAGGAAAUUUGUAUUUUUUUCUAUGAAACUUUCUUCCACUGAAAGCUUGUUGGAAAAUAAGAGCUAUGUUUUGCAAAUAAACCCCAGAGGUUUGAUGGACUGUAUACGUACAUUCUGUGAAAUAGAGUGAAAUGCUAUCCGCCAGAGAUACCUUACAGUUCAUACCACCAAAGACAUCAAAGGCAUUCUAACAAUAAUAAAUACCACAGUCUUUAGAAACAACAUACACAAUACAUUAUUUUUAGUCCCUAGGCAAGCACAAUUACUGGAAAAUAAAUUAUCCAGCACUUUUGGAGUGAUAAAUUAGUAAAUUGUCAAUUCUCCAAAAUAUAGCUGCUUGAAUUUUUUAAAAAGAGAUUUUUUUUUUUCCUUUUCAGAAGUUCCAAUGAGAAAGCAACAAAAAGAGAAAUUUUCAUGGUUCCAUACAGGAAAGAUGACAGGAUGGAUUGUGAACUUGUAGGUUACAACUAGCUGCACAUGUAUUUUAUUUGGUCUGCAUAGUGUUUUAAAAAAAUUAAUUUAAAAUAUGAACAUUUUAAAAUCGAGGUAUUUAAAAUAAAUUUAUCAGCUUGUGACAUUCCUGGGGAGACAUGGCAACAUCUGGCCCUGUCUCCUCCCUGGUAGUAUUUUCUUGGAGCAGAAUAGUAGCUGCACUGCUUCCUUGCAGGUGGAAGAGUGAAGGCUUGCUUUAUCUUGACUAGGCCUGCUUUACUCGUUUAUGAUACCUGCCUGCCCCUGCUGGCCGUUCUGACCCCUGCCGGCCGUUCUGACCCCUGCCGGCCGUUCUGACCCCUGCCGGCCGUUCUGACCCCUGCCUAAGGAAAACCACAAUAGCCUUCUGCAAAAUGUGUUCACAGCUGGGAGAGGAAGAGGCUUAAUUUGUAUUGCAGAGAGAACUGGCAUCAGUGGGGGCUCUCGGGGUCGUAUGGGGCAGUUAGGAGCAUUCUAGGAACAUGGAUUGGAGCUCCAGUGUCAGUAUCCUGGGAAUAUCUGCCUGCUUAGACCCUCUAUAAAAGCUCUGUGCAUCCUGCCUCCUGAGGACUCUGAAGACGUAGCAGUCUUCUGAAAGAACUUGGAGAAAGGUCUUCAGGAUACCCCAGUGAUGGGCAAACUGCUCAUUGUUCCUGUCUGCACCAUCAAUUUGAGGUCAAGCUUUGAGGUUGCUGCUGUUUACUUCUUUCAUGCCAGUUGACGAAAUGUCGUUCAGAUUCGGCCAACAUCUCAUCAAGCCUUCUGUGGUGUUUCUCAAAACGGAACUGUCUUUCGCUCUUGUGAAUAGGAAACCUGUGGUACCAGGACAUGUCCUCGUGUGUCCGCUGAGGCCAGUGGAGCGCUUCUGUGACCUGCGUCCUGAUGAAGUGGCUGAUUUGUUUCAGGCGACCCAGAGAGUUGGGACAGUGAUUGAGAAACAUUUCCAUGGGACCUCUCUCACAUUUUCUAUGCAGGAUGGCCCCGAAGCCGGACAGACUGUGAAGCAGUGGAUUUGUACUAUCCUGGACCAGAUUGUCAGAAGGGAUGAACAGAGCUGGGAACAUUCGGAGCUCAGACAUACCCUGACCCUCACUAGCACGUUCACGUCCAUGUUCUUCCCAGGAAGCCUGGAGACUUUCACAGGAAUGACAGCAUCUAUGAUGAGCUCCAGAAACACGACAAGGAAGAGGAGGACUCCCGGGCCUCUUGGAGAUCGGAGGAGGAAAUGGCAGCAGAAGCUGCCGCUCUGCGGGUCUACUUUCAGUGAUGCAGAUGUUUUUCAGAUCCUGAAUGCCAUCACAAGGGCUAAUGCCAACCAGUUUGAAGACCACCCCCAAGAGGAACUGAAUCAGCAUGAAAAUGCAGUUUCUGCAUCUCCCCAUCCUGUGACUUCAUCCUGCAUUCUUCAACCAGUGAGCCCCCACCUCGGUCACUCCAAACCCUUUUAAAUACCUAGGUCUAAGCUGCUCAGACAGGCAGAUUUGAGGUUUCCUCCUGUCUCCUUAUUCAGCAGCCUUAUGAUUAAACUUCCUUCUCUGCUGCAA
Molecule: messenger RNA, 9257 nt
Organism: Callithrix jacchus (white-tufted-ear marmoset)
Lineage: Eukaryota; Metazoa; Chordata; Mammalia; Primates; Cebidae
Source: RefSeq, a predicted model, not a curated record